Messenger RNA from Camelus dromedarius (Arabian camel), 1520 nucleotides. RefSeq names its product small cell adhesion glycoprotein (gene SMAGP). Lineage: Eukaryota; Metazoa; Chordata; Mammalia; Artiodactyla; Camelidae. The transcript is spliced from 7 exons. Bases 1 to 966 code for a protein of 321 amino acids. The record is from RefSeq and is a predicted model, not a curated record.
AUGGAUGUCUGUGGCAGCACUGUGUGGACUGCAGCUGUCAUUGGAAGACUCCGGCCUCAGUCCCCUUCUGCGACUGUGUCCUUUCCAGAUGAAGGUUCCCUGGAGAAGGAAUCUGGCCCAGAAACUGAUCCUCUUUGGAGAGUGUGCCAGAGAGGACUUCUAGGGACUUAUGAUCUGGUGGGUGGAGGGGAGACAAGCAUUCAAGUAGCUGCUACAGAAGAGGCACAACUAAAGUGGAAAAUUAUACUGAGUUGUGAGAUUGUCCCUGCAUUUGCAUAUGGCCCUACUGGAGGCUCCAGGAAGAUAGGGGAAAGGGAGAACCCUGAUAGCCCAGCACCACAUGAGGCUUCCUUCAUCAUCUGUCUGUACACAUCUCUAUCCAGAAUUAAUUACAAGACCAUCACCCAAUCCCUGCCUUCCAGUAAGGUGAAGGACAAUAUCGACAGACUAGUCGGCCGGCCCCCCACCCCCACUCCCGGCCGGCCUCGGCGGCGAACUCUGCGCGCCUCUCUGCCGCUUCCUCGGCUCGGUGUCCGGCAGCGGGUCCCCGCGAUCCCUGCGGUUCCCGCCCCCGUCGAGUUGAGAAGGACGCGCGGAGCAGCGCCGGGCCCUUUCCCGGCAGCCCGUCCGACUGAUCUGCAUCUCCCUGCAGGUGCCCAUCCACUUGCUGAGAUGACUAGCCUCCCAACCACGCCAUCUCCAGGAGAAGAACUGAUGGCCACCCCAGUUCUACAGGCCACUGAGACCCUGUCCCCAGAAGCUGAAGCCAGCACAGCACUCAUUGCAGUUGUUAUCACCGUGGUCUUCCUCACCCUGCUCUCAGUCGUGAUCUUGAUCUUCUUUUACCUGUACAAGAACAAAGGCAGCUACGUCACCUACGAACCUGCAGAAGGCGAGCCUGGCGCCGUCCUCCAGAUGGAGAGUGACUCAGCCAAGGGUAGGGAAAAGGAGGAAUAUUUCAUCUAAUGACUGCUGGGCCCCACGCUGCUUAUACCAGGCUCCAGUGCUAACACACUGUUUAUUAGGUGUAAGUUUUAUCUGAGACUGGUGAGAAGCAUGGAUUGAUAUGGGCAGACCUGAGCUCCUUCCAGGACACAGGCCCAGAUGCGAACAUCACUGAUGCCAGGGACCGGGGACAUGGAGAAAAGCUGCUUAUGAUGUCUUCAGCCGGGUGAAGCUGGUGUCUGUGGCUGACCAACGAGGUGACGCUGUACCAGGCAACAUUUGAGCAUGGGCCCAGUCAUCUUCACUUUUUUCACAGGUGGAAGGAGGAGAGUUGGGGUCGCUGGAUGCUCCUCUGUCCCCUACCUGGUUGACAGCCCAAGUGGAAAUAGUGUCCCAUAGGUGUUCUUCCCAGGGGCUGGAUGCCACAGUAACAGGCCAGGCCAGGAGGGGCAGGAGACUGUGGACACCUCACUCCUGCCAAACGUGCCACGUCUGAGCCCUUCCUUUCCAGAUUCCCCAACAACCCAGACCUAUACUUUUUUGUUCAGAAUUAAAAUUUUUCAUUGAUACAGGAA